Messenger RNA from Penicillium cataractarum, 399 nucleotides. RefSeq lists its product as uncharacterized. NCBI's taxonomy places the organism in Eukaryota, Fungi, Ascomycota, Eurotiomycetes, Eurotiales, Aspergillaceae. The transcript has 2 exons. The record is from RefSeq and is a predicted model, not a curated record. The coding region runs from base 1 to 399 and encodes 132 amino acids.
AUGAAAGCCAAGAUUGAAAAAUUUGACAAUGGCAUCCAGUCCCUUAACGAGUGGAUGAAGCAGUUGGACGAUUCAACCUACAAAAAGCUGGAUCCCUGGCCAGAUGAGCUCUGGUCAGCCUACCGGGCAUACAAAACACUGGUUGACGAGAUCGGUCCGGCAAGGCAGGCAUAUCAAGAGAUUACCCGACAAAAUAUGCCCUGCAGGGACCCCGGGAAACUGGUUGAAAUUGCCGAUCUUGCGAUCAAAUGGGCCGAGGUCGCCCUCAGGGCCACCGAAGGCAGGCUCGAUGUCCUUCAGACAUGGAAACACGUGUAUGACGACGUGCCAGAUGUCAAGAGCCACAUUCACCAGAUUGAGAGCAACCUGUCGUCUGGCAAAAAGCCGUCCAGAAGGUGA